AUGUCGACCGAAACUGCUCCGAACAAACGAAUCAUCCUGGGUUUGAUGACCCUGGGACCAGACACCACACACGGCGCCCGAAUCACCUCCCUCGACCAAUUCUCCCAGUCCCUCGACAUAUUCCAACAGAAAGGCUACACAGAGCUCGACACUGCGCGUCUCUACGACGGCGGCCGUCAAGAGUCCUUCACCCGGCAGGCCCGCUGGAAAGAGCGCAGCCUUUCAAUUGCAACGAAAUGGUACCCAAUUGGUCCUGGAACGCACAAAGCUGAGGUGCUCGAAGCGAAGCUGAACGAAUCUCUCCGUGAAUUGGGCACGGACUGCUUGGAUAUUUUCUACCUGCAUGGUCCUGACCGGACGACGCCAUAUGCUGAGACACUUGAAGUUCUAGAUACUCUCCACCGCCAGGGGAAAUUCAAGAAGUUAGGGCUGAGCAAUUUCUCUGCUUUUGAGGUUGCUGAAAUUGCUACGCUUGCGAGUGAGCGGAGGUGGGUGAGGCCCAGUGUGUACCAGGCUGUGUAUAAUGCGAUAACCCGUGGAAUCGAAGACGAGCUCAUCCCCGCCUGUCGCCGCUACGGAAUCGACAUUGUCAUCUUCAACCCUCUGGCCGGCGGCUUUCUAUCUGGAAAGUACAAAUCAACCGACGUUCCAGCUGAGGGGCGAUUCAGCAACAACCACCAGCUCCAAGGCAAGAUGUAUCGGGAUCGAUAUUUCAAAUCGAGUAUCUUCCAGGCAUUGCAGACUUUGGAGCCUGUAGCCCACCAGCACGGACUCUCAAUGGUUGAAGUAGCGCUUCGGUGGUGUGUGCAUCAUUCGGCGCUGAAAUUACUCAAUGGUACAGAUGGGGUUAUUGUUGGGUUUAGCAGUGUGGAUCAGCUAAAGGGGAAUUUGGAUGAUCUGGAUAAGGGUCCUUUGCCGGGUGAUGUUGUUGAGGCUUUAGACCAGGCCUGGCAUGUGGUGAAAGCUGACGCGGCCAAAUUCUGGCAUGGGGAUCUGGUUUACGCGUAUGACACAUAG
Molecule: messenger RNA, 1017 nt
Organism: Aspergillus puulaauensis
Lineage: Eukaryota; Fungi; Ascomycota; Eurotiomycetes; Eurotiales; Aspergillaceae
Product: aldo/keto reductase family protein
Exons: 2
Coding region: 1-1017 (338 amino acids)
Molecular function (GO): oxidoreductase activity
Source: RefSeq, a predicted model, not a curated record